Centropristis striata (black sea bass) is the source of this 3267-nucleotide messenger RNA. RefSeq names its product zinc finger protein 37-like. The coding region runs from base 244 to 2703 and encodes 819 amino acids. Lineage: Eukaryota; Metazoa; Chordata; Actinopteri; Perciformes; Serranidae. The record is from RefSeq and is a predicted model, not a curated record. Gene Ontology annotation, cellular component: nucleus. The transcript is spliced from 12 exons. Gene Ontology annotation, biological process: regulation of cytokine production; negative regulation of transcription by RNA polymerase II; regulation of immune system process.
CACUUGUCCAGCAGGUGGCGGUAUGCGGCAUCUAGCCGCCGAGCUGCCAUCACUGAUGGUAAGCACUGAAAAAAAAGAUAGAAGAAGAAGAAGUCGUGGCGCAACAUCAGCUAGCUAGCAGAGACAGCAGAGUUAGUUCAUGACGGGCUGCUGUCACCGACAAUAACGCAACAACAUAGCUUCAUCAACCCUUCACCCUGGUUUUCUUAUGACAUCCUUCAAACCCGGGGGCCACAUCGCAUUAUGUUUGAGGAUCCUGAACUCCAAGAUCCAUUGUCACUGAGUCUAAAUGAAAGCUAUGAUGACCAGAAUUUGCCACGUCAUGAUUCAAAAAAAGCACCCGCAAGCCCUGAUUAUAAUUGUGAGACACCAGAGAUUCGAGUAAUCAUUAAAGAGGAAGAGGAAGGCUGGACUGUGAGUGAAAAUCAUGACAGCUUCAGCUCAGAGGGAGAGAAAGAGGAUACUUGCACAAGCACUUGUCAUCCCAACCUCAAAGCAUGUGGGAUAGAGAGCUCCAUUUUAUAUGGAGAAAAGAGACAGCAGAGGGUGUAUUUGGUGGAGGAAUGCUCCGAGGAGUCUAGUGGCCCCGCUCUCUACGGGCAGAGCUCCUCUGCCAGAGAGGGGCGGCAGAGACACACGCUCAUGGACUCUGAUGAGAAACCUAAGAUUUCCUGUACACGCGAAAACGCGCCAGGAAAAGUGACUCAGUGCAAUAACACAGGAGAGAAACCCUUCUCCUGUCCAGUACGUGACGCAACCCCCGUUCACAAAAGGAACAUGAAGUCCCGUCAGAAAGCACAGGAAGGGUUUGAGUGUUGUGAUGAAGAUCAGAGCCUCGACGUUAAACAAAGCACAUCUUUAAAAACAGAAGCAGAAGAGACCAAAAGAUCAGCACCUUCCCAAACAGACUCUCCUGAACGUAAGCUUGUGAUGUCACACGGACUCAAGAUGGCAUCUGCAAACUUAGAGGACCAAACGCUGCAUUUGACUGUCAGACUUCAGGCAGGAGAGGAAGAGGAUGAGGGCGAAGAGGAAGAAGAAGUGGAACAAGAUGAAGAAAUUGGUGGUUUAAUCAACUCUGAUGGAGAAGUGGUUGAAUGGGAUGCAAGACACAGUCCCGACCAAGGCUCUGAUUGCACAGAAAGUUCUCAGCCUAGCAAGGGUGUCCUCCAGUCCGAGUCUCAGCUGCAAGGCCAAAGCCAGAGAGACGGCAGUAGUCCAACACUCAUCAUGGAAGUUGUGUCUGUGGGGGAAGAUGAAGAAAGGGAGGAAGGGGAGGAGAAAGAGAGAGUAGUAAAGAUGGCAACUGCCUCGCCUUUAUAUCGUGGAAAAAGACACAGAAGAAAGAAGAAGGUUCCCGAAAUAACAGUGGUAUCAGUGGACGUCUCAGACGCAGAGAAAGAAGUUACUGCAAAACCUGUCAAAAGAAGGGGCAGGAGAAAGAUUUCAGAAGUGCCAGUGGUGUAUGCUGAAGACCAAGAUGAAGAGCCCGGAAUAUCAAGGCGCACCCGAAGAAGAAGGAAUGUCCCUAUCAUCAUAGAAUCAGAAGAAACACACUCAAAAACUGUCCGCCGGGCUGCUGGUAUGACAAGAAAAACAAAACGACCUUACAGAAGAAGAAAAGAUACCAAACAAUCUUCUGAAGGAGAAGGAGGAAACAUGGAUGUUUCUACUGUGAAGAAACGCCCUGGCAGAAAGAUGAUUCGUGUUCCAAUAGAAAUACCUCCUGAGCUCCUGAAGAAGCCCAAAGAGAAGAUGGAGUACCACUGCUCAGUGUGCGGCAAAGAAUUCCCUCACGCCUACAAGCUGGAGCGGCACGAGCUGAUCCACACGGGAGAGAAACCUUACUGUUGCUCCAUCUGUGGUCGGGGUUUCAACCAGAAAGGAAAUCUCAAAACGCACUACAAAGUCCACUUUGGUCGUAAGGGCGCUGUGGAUUUUGAGGAUGAGGUGAACCCCAAAGAGACAGAACUCUCUGAAUACUUAAAGUCUCUACCGGGGGAGUCCAAAAUCAGAUCAUUCCUCCGUUGCCUGGAAUGUGGAAAAGAGUGUGAGAGUCAUUCAGCUUUACAAGCACACCACAUCACCACGCACGCAGAAACAGCCGGCGAAUCAGAUGCAGUAGAGCACAGCGCGUCAGACCUUCUCUUCUGCCGCCGCUGUGGCAUUCAGUUCAAUGAAAAAGAAAAGCUUGAAGAACAUAUGAAAACCCACGUCAAGGAGAAGCCCUACUCGUGUCCCGACUGUGGCAAGAAGUUUAUCAAUGAAAGCUACAUACAAAUUCACCAACGCAUCCAUACUGGGGAGAAACCGUACCUCUGCUCUCAAUGCGGCAGAGGCUUCCACACCGCUUCCUCUCUCAAGCUGCAUGAGCUGCAGCACUCCGGGGAAAGGCCGUUCGCUUGUUCCAUCUGUGGGAAGACAUUUCGUAUAAACUCAUACCUAACAGCACAUUACCAGACCCACAUUAAAGACAGACCUUUCAUGUGUAGUGUGUGUGGAAAAGGCUACUCAAGAGCUGAGGAACUAAAGGUGCACCACAGGCUUCACACUGGCGAGAGACCCUAUGAGUGCUCAGAGUGCGGGAAAAGCUUCAUCUACCGCCAGGGUCUGCGGCAGCACCAGCGCACUCAUGCUGGAAAACGCAUCGGGCCAACCAGACAGCUCGGUAGACCGAAGCAGCAGGCUCGGCUGGACAUCUAACGGUUGAUCUAUUGAUGCAUAUUUUGUUGUUGACUGUGUUUGAAGAUAUUACAGUAAAUUGCGCUUUAUUCCUGUUCUUCUUCCUUUCCAUUCCUCCCACCUACAGCGGAGACGAUAACUGUGUCUGAAAAUAUGCGCUACAGAGUUGAUGUGGCGUGGCCACAAAUAAUUGGGAAGCUUACUGUGUUGUCUUUCUCGUAAUCAUGUUUUGUACCCAUGUUUUUAUGUUUACUCUUCUCCAGUAGCCCAUCUGUACAAUUUGAGUGCCUUUGUAUCCUGCAUGCCAAAUACUAAUACUUAAUGUUAAAAAAAAUUAUGCACAAUAUCCUUGUUAUUUUAAAAUCCAUGUCAAUGGAAUACAGAAAUUUUUAAGAAACAUGUCUGGGUUUUUUUUUUACAUUUAAUCGCCUCGCCUAAAUUGAAAUUUAUGGUAAAAUACAUUCACACUCCUGUGGCACUUGGUAUUAUGAUAGCACAACAUACUGCACACAAAUUCCACCGAUCUAUAUGAAUAACUAACGUGUUCUUAAAGUGAUAAUCUAUAUAAAAUAUUUCAGUGUCAAA